Molecule: messenger RNA, 1947 nt
Organism: Salvia hispanica
Lineage: Eukaryota; Viridiplantae; Streptophyta; Magnoliopsida; Lamiales; Lamiaceae
Product: protein WVD2-like 7
Source: RefSeq, a predicted model, not a curated record
GAUCAUGUAAUACUUGCUGCACACACAAAAAAAAAAAACUCGCUGCGAAGAAGCUCACUCAAGCAUCCAUCGCAUUUCUGUCUCAACUCAAAUCUCAAUCUUAUAAAAAUCUCAAUCAUUUCCCAUGAUAUAAAGCCAACAAAUUGCAUCGUUUUCAAUCCCUAGGAAUACAGAAAAGGGACGCACCAAGGUUUUUCAACCUACUGGUUUGAAUUCUUCUAUGCUUGGAAAGGUUAUGAUUUUGAGCAGUUAAGAAAUGGCGGGUGAGAUUGAAGAACCGGCAAGACUUCAAUUUAAGGCUGAAUCUUUUCUUUCGGGAUCAAUAUCAUUUGGGAGGUUUGAGAGUGAAGAUCUAUGUUGGGAGAGGAGGUCAUCUUUCUCUCACAAUAAGUAUCUUGAAGAGGUUGAAAAAUUCUCAAAGCCGGGUUCAGUUACUGAGAAGAAAGCUAUUCUUGAGGCCCAUUUUAGAAAGAAGGGGCUUUUUGGUCUUUGUUCGCCUGGGAGUCGUAGUGAGACAGAUUACCAUACUAGUGAUAAUGAAGCAUCGGAGAAGAGAUGCUAUGAUGAUGACUUAACUCACACACAUUCGCCUAAACUUGAUGAAAGGUUGGAUAGUUCUGCAUGUGGAAGUGAGCAUGAAUUAAGAGAACAAGGAGAAGCAUCUGAUUCAUCGAGUUUAGAUGCUCAAAUUGAGUAUUCAUGUGAUAAUGCCAGAGAUUCCGACUGUUUUUCAGAACAUGGGAUGGGGGAAGAGGAGCAUUGUGAUAAACCAGAAAGUGUGGUUUCAAUGGACUCUAGAUUAGAGACACAAGCGAAAGAAGCCAUAGAUCGUGAUGCUGCUAAUUCCGACAUAAUAAAUGUAUCAAAUCCAGCCAUUGCCUUGCUUAGUGAUAAUCAUGGAACUGAGGAAAAUAGAGAUGCAAGCCCCAAAGGCCAACGAGUUUCAUCUUAUGAGGAAAAUGUGACAUCACAAGCUGAACAUCUGAAGUCUAGAUUGAUACGGCGAGUUAGUGUUACACAGAGUAGAAGGUACACAUCUAGCAAGCAAGUGUCGAAUGGUUCCGAAAAAAGACUUAGUAAAUCAGUAUACAAUGCUCGGAUGAAUUUGGAAGCAGAGAAGAAGAUUAAACAAGCUACUUCUCUGGACAAAAACCUGAAGCAGAAGUCUCCAAAACACGAGCCUGAUUCAAAAGCAAAAGAUGUCGAUUGUAUCAAAAGGGGUGACAAAGAUUCGAAAAUCAAAAGAAUUCAGGUCCCUCGGUCCUCUGCUCCGAGGGAAGUUUCCAGUAGAGUGAAGCCUUCAGCUGGUGUGCCUCAACGAUAUGCAAAGCAGGAUACUUCGAGGUUCAGUUUUAAGUGCAAUGAACGUGCAGAGAGACGGAAAGAGUUUGAUAUGAAGAUAGAGGAGAAGAUUCAUGCAAGAGAAGCAGAGAGGCGUAAAAUUCAGGCGAAAGUUCAGCAAAAAACAGAAGCUGAGAUCAAGCAGCUGCGGAAAACCUUAAACUUCAAGGCUACGCCACUUCCGUCGUUUUACUAUGGAGUCGAGCGUGAUCCAGAUCGAAACAAGACAUUGCACCAGGACGUAGGUAGAAACACGAAACCACGACGAGCCCAGACGAAAUGCUUAAGCAGUAGCAGCAUCUCUGAGAGAUCGAGAGCAAGCUCGAAGGCAGGCACGAAGAAAGGGUGUUCAGGUCCAAAAACAAAUAUAGAUCAAGCACAGGCGUCAAGCUGCCAUUCAACAGUAACGUCGGACAGCAGUCCGUCGUCCCCCGCUGCAAUCCAGCAGGUUGGUGGGAAGAAAGAAAGAGAUAAUUAAGUCCCAUCAAAGGCCAUAAGAUCUAACAAGUCAAUUACAUCUCAUUCUACUUAAUUUAGUGUAUUGUAAAAGUCUAGUUGUUACAAACAUUGGAUUCACAUAUCUAUUUAAAAUUGUCAAUUCUGUCA